Oncorhynchus nerka (sockeye salmon) is the source of this 727-nucleotide messenger RNA. RefSeq names its product 4-hydroxybenzoate polyprenyltransferase, mitochondrial-like. Lineage: Eukaryota; Metazoa; Chordata; Actinopteri; Salmoniformes; Salmonidae. Bases 1 to 687 code for a protein of 228 amino acids. Gene Ontology annotation, biological process: ubiquinone biosynthetic process. The record is from RefSeq and is a predicted model, not a curated record. Gene Ontology annotation, cellular component: mitochondrial inner membrane. The transcript has 5 exons.
AUGCAGGUUGACAGGACAGCUACUCGGCCCCUUGCUGCAGCGAAAAUAUCUCAGAUGCAGGCCCUUUUCUUCUUGGGAGGUCAGCGUUCUCUGGUACUGGAGGCCCUACUUUGCCUCAAUUAUUACAUCAUAGCCCUUGGAGCUGCUUCCCUAUCUCAGGUAGUCACACAUACACUAAUGAAGAGCAUCACCUACUGGCCACAACUUGUAUUGGGACUGACUUUCUAUUCUACUGUCUUUGGCUCCUGUGACUGGUCAGUGUGCCUACCACUGUAUUUCUCAGGAGUGGUGUGGACAUCCAUUUAUGACACCAUCUAUGCCCAUCAGGUAUUAGAUGACGAUAUCAGAGUAGGGGUCAAGUCUAUAGCAUUGAGGUUCCAGGAGCACACCAACAAUUGGCUCAGUGGGCUCAUGAUGGCCAUGAUGUUAAGGCUGGUUGUGGCUGGGUUCAACGCAGAACAGACCCUGCCUUACUAUGCAACACUGUGGCUAUUCACCUCACAUUUCAGUGGGUAUAUUUACACAUUGGACAUCAACAAGCCAGAGGACUGCUGGAAGAAAUUGAUUUCAAUCAGAAACCUUGGACUACUUUUGUUCUUGGGAAUAGUCUGUGGAAAGAAAGAAGAUACACUUUAUUUCCAAGAGUUUGAUACCGCUCCAUUCACUCCAUUCCAGCCAUUAUUAUGAGCCGUCCUCCCCUAACCAGUUUCCUGUGAGUAAUACAAAA